This is a messenger RNA of Sinocyclocheilus anshuiensis, 957 nucleotides long. Its product is annotated as beta-soluble NSF attachment protein-like. Gene Ontology annotation, biological process: regulation of synaptic vesicle priming; synaptic transmission, glutamatergic; intracellular protein transport. The record is from RefSeq and is a predicted model, not a curated record. The transcript is spliced from 10 exons. Lineage: Eukaryota; Metazoa; Chordata; Actinopteri; Cypriniformes; Cyprinidae. Gene Ontology annotation, molecular function: soluble NSF attachment protein activity; syntaxin binding. Bases 165 to 935 code for a protein of 256 amino acids. Gene Ontology annotation, cellular component: terminal bouton; synaptobrevin 2-SNAP-25-syntaxin-1a complex; vacuolar membrane.
GUUUCUUCCUGAAGAACGCGCAUCAUCAGCAGCAGCAGGAGGAGGAGGAGGAGGAGGAGGAGAGCAUCCUUCAUGAUUCUGCAUUAAAGCCGCACUCUAUAUCAACAAACCCCGGGCCUUCACGGAUCCAGCCGCAGCUCUGCGUGAACACCACACACUCAAUCAUGGAUAAUUCCGGGAAAGAGAAGGAAGCCAUGCAGCUGAUGGCAGAGGCGGACAAAAAAGUCAAAUCAUCAGGUUCAUUUCUCGGAGGGAUGUUCGGGGGAAAUCAUAAGGUUGAGGAUGCAUGUGAAAUGUAUGCCAGAGCUGCCAACAUGUUCAAGAUGGCCAAAAACUGGAGUGAGGCUAUCAACUGUUUAAACGCAGCCAUCGAUAUUUAUACAGACAUGGGAAGGUUCACGAUCGCUGCAAAGCAUCACAUGACUAUUGCAGAGAUCUAUGAAUCCGAGCUAGUGGAUAUCGAAAAGGCCAUCGCCCAUUACGAGCAGGCCGCAGACUAUUACAAAGGCGAAGAGUCAAACAGCUCUGCUAAUAAGUGUCUGCUGAAGGUGGGCUCGUACAGCGCUCAGCUCGAGCAGUAUCCCAAAGCCAUCGAGAUCUUUGAGCAGGUUGCAACCAGCACGAUGGACAACCCUCUGCUGAAAUACAACGCCAAAGAGUACUUCUGGAAAGCAGCUCUCUGCCACUUCAUAGUGGAUGAGUUAAACGCAAAGCUUGCCAUUGAAAAGUAUGAAGGGAUGUUUCCGGCAUUCUCUGAUUCAAGAGAGUGUAAGCUGUUGAAAAAACUGUUGGAGGCUCAUGAGGAGCAGAACAGUGAGGCGUUCACUGAAGCCGUGAAGGAGUUUGAUUCGAUCUCCCGUCUCGACCAAUGGCAGACCACCAUGUUGCUGCGCAUCAAGAAAACCAUCCAGGGUGAUGCCGGCGACCUCAAGUGAUGUGUCCGAGAAAAAUACUGUG